Megalops cyprinoides (Indo-Pacific tarpon) is the source of this 1862-nucleotide messenger RNA. It is a transcript of the gene rprd1b, whose product is annotated as regulation of nuclear pre-mRNA domain containing 1B. The transcript has 7 exons. Bases 823 to 1821 code for a protein of 332 amino acids. NCBI's taxonomy places the organism in Eukaryota, Metazoa, Chordata, Actinopteri, Elopiformes, Megalopidae. Gene Ontology annotation, biological process: mRNA 3'-end processing. Gene Ontology annotation, cellular component: RNA polymerase II, holoenzyme. Gene Ontology annotation, molecular function: RNA polymerase II complex binding. The record is from RefSeq and is a predicted model, not a curated record.
UUGUUGGCAACAGAUCUGUUGUAUUUAGCGUUUCAUUUGGUAUCGUUGGCUAACAUUAGCUAGGUAGCAUGUAACUAACUACCGAGGUAGUUUGAGGAUUGAAAUUGUAGCUGACUAAAUUGGCAUCAUCAUUUUUCACUAUUUAUAACGGCAUCGCAAACAAGGCAAAAUAAAUAGAUUUUCAACGAUAACGGCCAGGAGCACAUGGGACUUCAUUUAAAGAACUGCGAGUUUUGAGUCUUCAUGCAAGUAGCUAGCUAGCUAAAAUCUUGCAGAGCUAGCUUGCUGACUACUUUCAAAAGAAGUUAGCUAGGUGUCUGGUCUGCGUUUUGUAAGUAGCUUUAUAUAAAAUUAUCUGACGAGUUCGUUGGGUAAAGUAAAUGCACAUGAAAUAAAUUGCUUAGUAUACUAGUGAUCUAGCCAAUAUUGUGCAUUUGGUUAGCUUGGUAUAUCUCACGUUAGCCGAUUCCAUACGGAGCGAGCAGCUUGACUUCCUAGCUAGUUAGCUUUAAUGUGAAGCUAAUGCGAUAUUACACCUAACAAACAACUUUUUGUGUUUCCUGACUUUGGUUAGUUGAAUGGUAGUGCAGCAGACGCUCAGUCACUUCGAGUUAGGACAAGCCUUCUUGGAUCAUAGAUGCUUGCUCUAUUAGUGUGAUAAACUGGACCCACUGCAAUCUUGCUCGCUGCUCACCAGUGACAGACUUGUGAUUACCUUUCUAGCAAGAUAGCUUACGCUACACUUGCUGCAUCAUACUGCUGAUGUCAUACUAGUGUGGUACUGGCAACGCAGAAAAGAAAAGAGUGUGUCUAAGGGCCAGUAUGUCGUCUUUUUCUGAAUCUGCGCUGGAGAAGAAAUUGGCAGAACUUAGCAACUCUCAGCAGAGUGUGCAGACUUUGUCACUAUGGAUUAUUCAUCACCGCAAGCAUUCAUCGCUCAUUGUGCGUGUUUGGCAUAGAGAACUGAAGAAAGCAAAAAGCAGCAGGAAGUUGACAUUCCUGUAUCUUGCCAAUGACGUGAUUCAAAACAGCAAGAAGAAGGGGCCCGAGUUCACCCGGGAUUUUGAGGCUGUCCUUGUUGACGCUUGCUCCCAUGUGGCAAGAGAGGUGGAUGAUGGGUCAAAGAAACACAUGGAGAGGCUACUCAACAUCUGGCAUGAGCGAAACCUGUACCGGCCUGACUUCAUCCAGCAGCUCAAACUUGCCAUUGAGGAUUCCAACAGUCCCAGACACAAACGCUCAGAGGAGAGGAAAGGCAUCAAGCGUUCAUACCAGAAGGUCCAGGAGGAAGAGGAAGAAGAGGAGGAUGAUGAUGACUACAGGGGGCACUUUUCCCCACGGGAAACUGACUCCACGGGUCCACAGCUGACAGAGGAGCUGGUCAAAGCUCUCCAGGACCUGGAGAACGCGGCCUCAGGAGACGCUGCGGUCCGUCAGAAGAUUGCCUCACUGCCACAGGAAGUGCAGGACGUGUCCCUGCUGGAGAAAAUCACAGACAAGGAGGCUGCAGACAAGCUCUCGAAGACGGUGGACGAGGCCUGCCUGCUGCUGGCCGAGUAUAAUGGCCGCCUGGCCGCUGAGCUGGAGGACAGGAGGCACCUCGCCCGCAUGCUGACAGAGUACAUCCACAGCCAGAAGGAGGCGCUUUCAGAGAGGGAGAAGAAACUGGAGGAGUACAAGCAGAAGCUGGCCCGGGUGACACAGGUCCGCAAGGAGCUCAAGUCCCACAUCCAGAGCCUGCCGGACCUGUCCCUGCUGCCCAACGUCACGGGGGGUUUGGCCCCCCUCCCCUCUGCUGGGGACCUCUUCUCCACUGACUGAGACCUCUGUGGCUGCGCAAGCCACCCCCCCCCCCCCCUCCC